ACGCACGGACUAUCUGCAUGAGCUUCGGAGCUCCCAAGAAAAAAUGCGAGGUUAACGACUUAUUGGAUGAUCGUUGGUUGAUUGCCCAAUGCCACCCAGAGAGUUGCGAAGAUGAUUUUAAGAAAUAUUGCGGUACGGCAUGGCCGGAAGGCUUUCGCCGCUCCCGCCCCGAGGACCUGCCUUCGCGCCCUGUCAGCCGCGACGACGACCACAACUACCCCCGAGGCCACUCCGCUGUCGGGAGAUGCGAGCCAAACGCCUACUCCCGCCGCGUUCCACAAUCCCCGGAUACCAUCACGCGCCGCGGCGGACCAACAAUCCGAUACCAUCCCCGACGAUUUCAGAGUCUUCAACACGAUCCAGAAGCGGACGAAGAAGCUAGGAUCCGCAGUCGAGCUGCGCUACAUCCCCGACGAGAUCCUCAAGAACCCGCCGCAGGACGCAUCGCUCGAGCUCCUGAUGGCCUCACAGGCCCACAUGGGCCACAACACGUCGCUGUGGAACCCGGCCAACUCGCGGUACAUCUACGGCGUGCGCGCGGGCAUCCACAUCAUCAGCCUCGAGGUGACGGCGGCGCACCUCCGGCGCGCCGCCCGCGUCGUCGAGGACGUCGCGUACCGCGGCGGCCUGGUCCUGUUCGUCGGCACCCGCAACGGCCACAUGCCCAUCGUCGUCCGCGCCGCCGAGCUGGCCGGCGCGUGCCACCUCUUCGACAAGUGGACGCCCGGCGCCAUCACGAACAGGGACCAGAUAUUGGCCUCUGCCGAGCUGCGCAUCGUCGACCAGCUGGACCGCGAGCUGGAGGACUUCGACAAGCACCUGCAGGACCGGAGGCCGGUCGUCCCGGACCUCGUUGUCUGCCUCAACCCGCUUGAGAACCACACCCUGCUGCAUGAGUGCGGGCUGGAGAAUAUCCCGACAAUUGGGAUCAUUGAUACGGAUGCAGAUCCGACGUGGGUCACGUACGCGAUCCCGGCGAACGACGAUAGUUUACGUGCUGUGGCUGUGAUCGGGGGCGUACUGGGCCGCGCCGGCCAGCGGGGCCAGAGGAGGCGGUUGAAGGACGCAGAGAACGGCAUCGUUACGUGGGAGAACCCUACGGAUAUCAGCAAGUUCAUCGCGUUAGAGCAGGCUGCCAAGGAGGCGGCGGAGAAGGCGGAGAAGAAGAUGGCGAAAGCCAGGGACCAGGGCGGAGAGCAGGAUGGAGUGUCGGCGGCUCAGCUCGAGGCGUUCGACUACUUCCAGAAGAAGAGGGACCAGGGCGAGAAAUGAUGAUGGCGUAGUCCAGCCGGUCUCAAUCUUGGGACCGGAGGCCCAAGGAUAUGUCAUAACAAACAACACUGUACACUCUGUAGCAUUUACCUAUCAAUUGGUCGGGUUUGCCUGUCGAUUGAUAUCAAUAGAUUUUUGAGCAUAUAUUGCGCGCUUCAAUCGAUCUCCGAACCCCAAGCGCCGCGGCC
Molecule: messenger RNA, 1460 nt
Organism: Phialemonium atrogriseum
Lineage: Eukaryota; Fungi; Ascomycota; Sordariomycetes; Cephalothecales; Cephalothecaceae
Product: 37S ribosomal protein, mitochondrial
Exons: 3
Coding region: 112-1272 (386 amino acids)
Biological process (GO): translation
Cellular component (GO): ribosome; mitochondrial small ribosomal subunit
Molecular function (GO): structural constituent of ribosome
Source: RefSeq, a predicted model, not a curated record